UCGGGAUCGCGCCGCGUCACAGUUAUUGACGGGUCUGCUAGUCUGUCAGUGAUGGUGUGCCGAGACUCGCGGACAGUGUACAGUGAUAUCAUGUUCGUGGCUCAGUGUUCACACCCCUACCUUCACACUUCACCGGGCACAUGAUCACCACUCCUGCACAUCUCUUCCCGCAAGACCACAUUACACCCUGUCGUCUCUUGUAAUCUCGCUGUCUCUACGACAACACUGGUAUGAUGUGUUAGAAAUUGGUACUCCAUUCGUAGUAAGGUGAAAAUGUAGACUACCGACUUGCGGAAAAAUGACUGGAAAAAUAUUCUGAACCGUCUUUUGCCACUUUUCUGAAAGUAUGAGAAAGUUGUAUUUUAACAUUGAAGAUUCUUUAAUGUGUGAUCAUUUUGUGAACAUUAUUUUAAAAUUUUUAAUCGAAAAUUAGAAAUUUAAUUUGAAGAAAAAUUAAGAGAUUAGGAAUAAUGAGUGUGAAUUAUUAUGUUUCUUUGAUACUGCUGUACUGGUUGGGGAGGACGGUGAGGUCCAGCGAGGAGCAGACCGUGCCGCCUCUGAGGUACGAUGCUCCUGACGACUGCCAGUGGUGGGUGAGAGACAGUGCCAGUAGUAAUACUGCCGGUGAUGAAGUGGCCUUGUACUGUAAGCUUAGGACUAUUAACAGUGAGUUCGAUACCACCAACUUCAGUGUCAUCCCCUCCGAGCACACGACAUCCCUCAAAAUAGAGUGUAACGAAAGUAUGUUAUCAAAAAGUUCCCUGGACGAUCGAAGUUUUGCUCACCUGACGAGGCUGAGAGAGUUGAUCCUAGAGAGUUGUAAAUUGGGAAAGUGGCCGUCCGGUGUACUCGCUGGUCUGCGAGAUUUGCGUAACCUCACGGUGAGGACCCGGAACACCGAUUGGCCGACUAUGAGUCUGGAGAUAGCGGCCGAUAGCUUCUCACCCGUCCGUCAAUUAGAGAGGCUCGACUUGAGCUCCAAUAAUAUAUGGUCCUUUCCCGAUAACGUGUUCUGCCCCAUGACUAAUCUGGUGUCUCUCAACGUCAGCCGGAACCGUCUGCAGGACGUGGGUGACCUCGGGUUCCGAGAGAAGACGCCGCCUCCGCAACCUCUGAUCAGUACCCAGGACGAGGCCACGGACCCCGGGCCGGACGGCAGGCCGGCGCCCGUACCCUGCACGAUGGACAUCCAGACACUCGACACCUCGUGGAACCACUUCGUGCUGAUGCCAAACAACGGGUUCAGCGCGCUGCGGCGUCUCAAGGAGCUGUACAUCCACGACAACGAGAUCGCGAUGGUAUCGGAGAGAGCUCUAGCGGGAUUAAAGGUGCUGCAAAUAUUUAAUUUGUCUAAUAAUAAAGUAGUAGCUCUUCCGUCCGAAUUGUUCCGAGAUUGUGCUGACGUCGUUAAAGAGAUCUAUCUUCAAAACAAUUCCAUAAGUGUUCUUUCUCCUGGAUUGUUUGCGGAGUUAAAUCAGUUAUUAGCCCUUGAUUUGUCAAGAAAUCAUCUAACGAGUGCUUGGAUAAAUGGAGGAACAUUCUCAGGUUUGAUUAGACUUGUACUUUUGAAUUUAUCUCAUAACAGAAUAACAAAAUUAGACCCUACUUUAUUCCACGAUCUAUACACACUGCAAAUAUUAAAUUUAGAACAUAACCUUCUUGAAACUAUACCUUCUAAUACAUUCACACCUAUGAAUAAUCUUCAUACAUUAGAUUUGUCGUACAACAAAUUCACGUAUCUGGAUGCCUAUGCUCUUAACGGGUUGUAUGUAUUAAGCUUGAUUUCACUGGACAAUAACAUAUUGGAAGGUAUACACCCAGAUGCAUUCAGAAAUUGUACAGGUUUGCAAGAAUUAAACCUAAGUGGAAAUCAACUCAAAUCAGUACCUUUAGCCCUCAGGGAUUUAAGAAUAUUGAGAACGGUUGACCUAGGAGAAAAUUUAAUUACUUCAUUGGAUGAUCCAGGGUUUCACGGAAUGACUAAUCUGUAUGGUUUGAGAUUGAUAGGUAAUCAACUUACAAAUAUUAGCAAAGAUACGUUCUCAGAUUUACCAUCCCUACAAAUAUUGAAUCUAGCAAGAAACAAAAUUAGUAAAGUUGAAAAUGGAGCAUUUGAUUCAAACACAAAUCUUCAAGCAAUCCGUCUUGACGCCAACCUCUUGACAGAUAUAAAUGGCCUUUUUACGGAAGUUUCCAGUCUACUGUGGCUUAACAUUUCCGAUAAUCGUUUAGAAUGGUUUGACUACGCACUAUUUCCCAGAGGUUUGCAAUGGAUCGAUCUGCACAAAAAUUUUGUUUCUGAACUGGGUAACCAUUAUGGCUUAGAGUCCGAAUUGAAGAUUCAGACACUAGACGCAAGUUUCAAUAAACUUACAAAAGUAACAGCGUCUUCAAUUCCUAACAGUGUAGAGCUAUUAUUCCUAAAUGACAACCUGAUAACAGAUGUCGAUGCUCAUGCUUUUGUAAAAAAGGUAAAUUUAACCAGAGUCGAUCUAUAUGCAAAUCAAAUAGUAGGGAUGAAUCUGAGUGCGUUGCUGUUGUCGCCAGUGAGCCCGGACAGGCUAUUGCCGGAGUUUUACAUCGGUGGAAAUCCUUUCCAAUGCGAUUGUGGAAUGGAGUGGCUACAACGGAUCAAUACACUGGACCAUAGAACCCACCCACGUGUCAUGGACCUGGAGAGUAUUUAUUGUAAACUACUGUACAAUCGGGACAGAAUGUACGUGCCACUGAUUGAAGCAGAACCAUCUCAGUUCCUAUGUGCGUACAAAACACACUGUUUCGCUCUAUGUACGUGUUGCGACUUCGACGCCUGUGAUUGUGAAAUGAUAUGCCCGACUAACUGUACGUGUUAUUUUGACGGUUCCUGGUCUGCCAAUAUAGUUGAUUGCGCGGGAUCCGGUUACACACAGAUGCCCAGUAGAAUUCCGAUGGACGCCACUGAGGUUUAUAUAGACGGCAAUAACUUCGGUGAGUUGACCAGUCACUCUUUUCUAGGAAGAAAAAACUUGAAAAUACUCUACGCAAACAAUUCAAAUAUAGCCGCUAUAUACAACCAUACGUUUAGUGGACUGAAAAGAUUGACAGUGCUUCACCUAGAACACAACCAUAUAAAGGAGUUGCUGGGUUUCGAGUUAACGAGUUUGGAAAACCUGAGAGAAGUUUACCUACAAGGGAAUAAAAUACAUUUUAUAGACAAUAGAACUUUUAUUGGAUUACAACAACUCGAGGUUCUACGGCUCGACGGCAACAGACUUACAAAGUUCGCAGUGUGGCAAUUCUCCUCCAAUCCCUACCUCGUAGAAAUAGGUUUGUCAGGAAACCAAUGGUCCUGUGACUGUAAGUAUCUACAAGACUUCAGAUCAUGGUUUACCGAUAACUUCGCUAAAAUCGUAGAUGCAAAUAAUUUAUAUUGUGUUAUUAAUAACAGGACAAACCUAAUGGGACCUCCUAUUAAAGACCUGAACGGUACGUACUGCGCGACUUAUAUAAGUGGAUCCAGAGGCAUGGUAGGACGUUACGUAAUUAACGACUAUAUCCCUUUCCUUUUCUUGACUUUUUGCGCUUUUGUCGCUUCCAUUGUCUUAGUGUGUGGACUGUUUUUCUAUCGAAGAGAACUGAGAGUGUGGAUUUACUCCCGAUGUGGACUGAGGAUGUGUUACAAGUCGACUCCUUUCGAAGAAGAGCAGGACCGCGACCGUUUAUUCGACGCGUACGUAAGUUACAGUGUCAAAGACGAUGCGUUCGUUUCGCAGAUGUUAGCACCUGGACUGGAGUCGGGGGAUCCAGCUUUCAGAUUGUGUCUGCAUUACAGAGACUUUAACGUCAGCGCUUACGUAGCCGAUACUAUCGUGGAGGCAGUGGAGUCUUCCAGAAGGACUAUAGUAGUGUUAUCGAAGAACUUUUUACAUUCGGAAUGGUGCCGGUUCGAAUUUAAAUCUGCGCUGCACGAAGUGUUAAAAGACCGUCGCCGAAGAAUGAUAGUAAUUCUCUUAGGAGAUAUUCCUCAGAGGGACCUCGACCCCGACCUGCGGUUGUACCUCAAGACGAGCACGUGUAUCGAGUGGGGAGAUCGUCUCUUCUGGCAGAAGCUCAGGUUCGCCAUGCCUGACCUCCGAAAGACUGGGACGUCCCGCCGACUGCCGAGACCUCCUCCUCCUCUCUACGAGCACAGCUCUUCACUUCCUCCUCCUCCACAACCGCCACCGGGGAAACUUCUUCCUCCCUUUCUUCAUCAUCCGUCAAACCUGCAAGUUGCCUCACACCGAGACUCGACCAGACGGAUGACUCAACCGUUGUGGGCGUAGCGCAUCCUGUACCAUCACAGGGGAUGGAACGAGGGUCCAGUAUUUCUAGAAGGGAUUCCUCAUUGCGUCGUUGGACCACCGCAUCCUCUCCACUACUAGUCUUCUGCUCUAGCGCGUCACGGCGGCCGCUUGAGGAACUACUAAACGCUGUAACGGAUCCUGACCCUGUUCAAUCUAUGCCACGAGUAAUCAAACUAUAAUUAUCUACUCAUUGCUGGUGUAUUAUUGGGUGAUUAAGUGCACACAAUGACACUUAAUGUGCUGUUUAAACGAUUUAGUUCAGUGGAUCAUCAUUCUGUCCAUAUAAAAUGCCAAAGAUUGAUUUUAACUGUUGCUUGUUUACGAUCUAUUUAUUUAUAUUUUUAUACGAGUGUAUCAAUAUAAACGAUUCAUUCCAUGUUCAAACUACUCGUAUAUGUAGCAUGCAACGUGUCGUUUAAUCUAGUAACUGGUUUCCUAAAAAGGUAUAAAUUUUAUUUAACUUCAUAAUUACAAUUUGUGCGGUUUUAAUUAUAUUUAGUUAAUUUAUAUUAAUAAUUUUUAAUAAGUAAUUUUUACAUGAAAAUAGUUAUUUGUAUAAAAUAACUACUGCAAACACCUUGAGAAAAUUAUCACUAUUUCUUUUUAGAGUAAGUUUACAUGAAUCAUUAUUUGAAUACCUUUGUAAUCGUGUUAGUUUAUCGAUGUUUCUAGUCAUUUUCAUUAAUGUAUAUAGUUUCAAUUGAGCUUUAGUGAUUUUUUUAGUGUUAAGAGAAAUAAAAUUUUAUGAAGACCUAUUUUUAUGUAAGUAAUACAAAUUGUAAUUUCAUUAAAUGAUCAAUAUGUUUAUUUUGUUUAAUUUCAAUAAUCAACGAUGGACCUUAUAUAUUCCAGAAAUAUUUAUUUCUGCUUGCUCUAAAAUUUAUUAAAUCAGGGAUGUGUUUGUAAUCAAUGAGAUUAUUAUGAUCUUUUAAGCUACUUCUAUCAAAGACAGUUUUGAAGUUGACAUUUACUGAUGAGUUUUGAGUAUUUUAUACAGAACGGAGUUGCAUUUUGAAUGAAAUAUGUGAAGGCACUGCUGGUCCAAUAUUAGUAAAAUUUACUAGCUCGAAUACACUGAUAUUCAAAGUAAAUAAUUAUCAAAAUGUAGCAAUGGCAGUUGUAUUGGUUCGGAAUUUACAACUUACACAAUUUCGCAAAUUACACUGCUCUUGAUAUGAACAUUUCUGACACCUCCAUCAUGUAUAAACUGUACAAAAUAAGAAUAACACACGUAAAAAAUAGACUAACAUUAAAAAAUAUAGUAUACAAAAUAGCAUUAUCUGCACUUUAAAUACAUUCAAACCUCCAACCGCAAGCAAUAAUCAUUGCACAAAACGAAGCACGAAUAAGUAAGAAUACAAAUCAACAUCUGUGAAAAUGGGAUGGGUCCAUUCUUUUUUGUGAAAUUCAAGGUAUAUUGAACGGAAAGAAUAACGAAAUAUCGAAUAUUCUGCAAAUAAUAAUCAAACAAUGUUCAUUAACGAAAUUUUAAAAUAUGCCUACUCAUCUAUGAAGGAUACAAAAUUUAAUAAUGUGUCUAGGAUAGUUAGGAGAUACUACACAUUCGUAUUACAAAAUUAAAAAUAAAAACAUUAAUUGACUCUUAUUGGAUGGUAAGAAAAAUUAAGAAGCAUAAAGUGUGUAAUAUUGAAACAUAAGUUGCUGCGAAUGUUGUCUACUCUGUUAAAUUUAACAGUGCAAUAAACAAUUCAAAAUUUACCAAUAAAAUUUUUAAAAUGUUUGUCCUAAAAUAUUCAAUGAGAGGACAAUGGUGUUAUUUUCAAAGGAAAAGUGUCAAAGGAAAAGAGUAUAAGAAAUACCACAAAAUCUAUACUCUUUUUGGCUAGGCAUAACCUUAGGAUAGAUAACUUAAUAAAUUGACAUAUAUAACCAUGAAAACACAAUUUACAAUGCACGACGUCUAUUUAAUUACAAACGCUUUUUGGUGAAGAGGCAAAUUAGUGUUCAAUAUUUAAUUAAUUAUUAAAUUUAGUUAAAAAUGUAACAUCUUCUGAUUAAACAUAAUUUACAUUCCGCUAAAAAUAAACGUACUAUUAAUAAUUGAAAAGUAUUGAACAUUCCUUUGGACUACAUGAUACUGUGUAAUAAAUUAAAAACAUAUGUUUUUUAAUUAUACAGUAACACAUAUUGGUAGAAAUAUCUAACAAAGAAAUAUUUAUUCAAAAACUGUUUUCUUUCGGGAAAUUGUUAUAUAUAACGAAUGAUCCAAAUUCUAACGUUAGUCAAACAAGUUUGGAACACUAGGUUUAUAGAGAACAAAGAAUAUGAGUGUUUAAAAAAGUAACUUAACCAUGUGAUAAAUGGUUUGUAGGUUAACUAAAAUUACAAAACGUUUAGUCACUAUUCUGAAUGAAAUGUAACUAUGGAAUAAAUAAUUGCACAAAUUAUCCUAUAAAACGUUACUUUACAUUGUAGGAAGCAACUAUAAAGUAUGUAUUAGACAUAUAAAAAUAUCAUUAUAAUUGUGUUGUUUACUUUAUCGCACUCGCGUUUCUGAGAAAAUACAAACAUUACAAUUUUCAAAGUUUCUCUAGCAGUGUCAACACUAGUUUUCAUAUUCAUUACUACGCAUAUUAUUAAUUACAUAUUUAUUACUAAUAGCACACGAGUAAUAAUUAUAAUUAAAUUGUUAAUCUAGUAAUUGGUGCUAUAAUAAAGGUCAUAUAUAAUUGACUGUAUGUAUUGAAACGUUCCUUCAAUUAAUAAAAUGGUGCACAGUUAUGUUCAUUUAAUGGUUGUCUUUGUUUAAAAUAAAUAUGUUCGUAAAAAUCUGGUUAUUGUUGACUUGUACUUUCUGUUAAUUUAUCUUAUCCUAUGGGUAAAUGAACCUAAUUCAAAAAAUUUAUAUUUGACGCAAUUAGUUCUCUAGUCACCGAAAAAUGUAUUGCUUUCCAAAUUGGAAUCGAUCAAAAUGAGGUUUAAGACUUUUUAGCGAGGCUGAGUUUGGCAUUUGGCCGCAGCAAGGUAAAUUAUAACGGUCGUUAAGAGAAGUACCAAUUGCUUGAAAUGGGGUGUAAACGAAUGAGUAAAGUAUUAUUAUUCAAAAAUAACCAACUUCAAUGACAAAAAUCUCCAAAUUUAGUAUUUGCAGUUAAAUUAUACCUAUAUGUGUUAAGACUUUUAUGAAUAAGUUGUAGUUUAUUUGUAAACAUUGAAAAUUUAGUUAAAUUUAUAAGACUGUCUAAAUCAAUACAAUGACGUUUACGGCCACGUUAUAAUCGUAUACCAGAAAACAUUGAUUUUUUGGCUAAAAGUGGGUUCAU
Molecule: messenger RNA, 7609 nt
Organism: Homalodisca vitripennis (glassy-winged sharpshooter)
Lineage: Eukaryota; Metazoa; Arthropoda; Insecta; Hemiptera; Cicadellidae
Gene: Toll-6
Product: toll-like receptor 6
Exons: 2
Coding region: 471-4304 (1277 amino acids)
Biological process (GO): signal transduction
Molecular function (GO): protein binding
Source: RefSeq, a predicted model, not a curated record